This is a messenger RNA of Physella acuta, 794 nucleotides long. RefSeq lists its product as uncharacterized. Lineage: Eukaryota; Metazoa; Mollusca; Gastropoda; Physidae. The record is from RefSeq and is a predicted model, not a curated record.
UGUUGUUCACUUCUUCUUAUGUUCGCGAUCUUGUAUAAAGAGAGAACUUUUUAUUUCACUGUCGACGGAACAACGAAUCGGCUCGGCUUCAUCAUGUUGUUCUUUCUGGUGCUCCUGCAUUGUAUUGGCUUCUUACAGUGCAUUGAGAUAUCCACGGAAUCUCCAAGUGUCGAUCAGUCGAGGACCGCAUCGAUUGGUAGACAUUUGACCUCAUCAGAUGUCUCAAGAAUGAUUAAUACGAUUCAAACUUUCUUUAAUAUUUCAACAAAAGCUGUACCAAAAACCAAGAUGUUAGACUUUACACAAGAGCUGACAAACGUGUCGGAAGCUUUCAUGCUGAAGGCCGUAGAAAAAGAAGAUCAGUCAGUUCUAAACCAGCUUAAAGAUAUAAUUACUAAAUCGAUGACAUGGCAACCAUCUCAAUCCGAAGAGAUGAACAAAGUUCAGGUUAAAAGAGCAAUCAACGUGUGGAAAACCACUGCCGUAUAUUUGGAUAAGAUAAAAGAUAUUGAAGGUGAAAAAGAAAUCUAUAAGGUUGCUUUUGUGCUAAGUUUUACGGCAAACGCUAUACGACCAACACUUCAAAAUAUGGCGACAACUGUCAUCUACAUUUCUGAAAAACCUACAGUCGAUGAUUCCUUAAAACUGUUUGAAAAGCGGCGAUGCCAUGCAUGGCCCUUUUGCUGUUGCUGGUAAUAACUCGUUGCAGAGAAAUAAUCGUUGGUAUACCAUCCUGAUCAGCAAAAACGUGUCGUUGAAAAUGCUUUAUAAACUAGGAUUCGUUGAAAGUAGUU